AUUGCCCCAUUGGCCACUGGCCAUUGGCCUACUACAUCUCAAAAUGAAUGGAGUUUGCGAUUGUGUUUGCGUUUUUUUGUUUUUGUUUCGGAACUACAUUUUUUGUUGGAGUUGCUGCCAUGUGAUCUGUUGAGCCAUCUGUUGGAUUAAGAGUAUCGUAAAAAUUCAAGUUCUGGUUCUGUCAACUAUUAGAUAGCGCCUGGGCGCAGAUUAUAACCUUCAACUCGGAUGAGAGAAUCGUGUUGUCUUUUAGAGAAAUACAUUCUUCGAGGAUUUUUUUUUUUUGGACUAUAUAUUUAUGAUGAGUGCCCAAGUGUUAUCAAUUUAUGCUUUGGUUAUGUGGUAUGUCAGCCACUGUACAUCUGGGUCUGAGAGUACAAUGGGAGAACUCAUCAUACUUCCAAGUAAGCAUUAGCCAAUAUUUUAGAACAUUUGUACUUCUAUAUCGUUUCCAUCGUUUUCCUGUUAGAAAUUCUGGAGAGCUUGAUCGGUUUUGAGAUGCACGUGUACCAGCCACAGAGCUUAUCCUUUUUCACUAGUGAACUGGUGGCACACUGUUUUUGAAUCUGAGUUCUGUUACUAAACUGACUCGAUCGAACUCUGUAAAGUUUGCAUUUUCUAUUUGGUGUCACACCCCACCCCCACUUUUAUUUUUCAACGCUUUGCGAGGAGCUUCCUGGGGGUGUAAAGCUAGUAAUAUAGUUUCGUAAUUUUUUUUUUUUAAAUCGUCUUCGGCACUGGAGCAUUUGAAAUAUAAUAAUAAUAAUUAUUCCAGCCUUUAAAAAAAAUAAUUUUAAAUAUUAAAUCGCCAACUUCGUCCGGCCUGGCUUGGUAAUACCUAGAGAUAUGUUUUUAAUAUUUCUAAUACAUUUGAUAUAUGUAUUUUAUUGUAUCACAAAGUCUUUUUUUUUUCUUUUGCUGCUGUCAGCCGUGGGGCCGUGCCACAGCGCGCCAUGUCUGAAUGCUGGGAGUUGUUUCAUGUCGCAGCUCUCCACCGUCUCCUACAGCUGCCAGUGUCUGCAUGGGUUCACGGGACUCAACUGUGAGAUGGGUAAGGCAUUGCGUGACUCACUUAACCAUUCAGGAACUAAACGCUCUUCAGUUAAAUUAAAAACCACCAAUUUAUUGACGGAGUCUUAAAUCUAGUGAACUUAACGCACUAGACAUUAAAUGUAGCAUGAUAGAUAUCAUCAUAAUUUUUAUUUAAUAGAUUACAUAUGAUUAUUUAUGUCUUCCUAACUGUAUGGAGUUAAUGCUGUUAGUUAGCAAGAGAGGCAGUCGUUGAAACAGCAUUGCAUUUUCAAAAUAUAUAACUGCGUCCCCCUUUAUAUAAGGAAAUGACAUCAUUUUUUAAAAAAAGAUGAAUAUGAUUAUAUUACAAGAAAUCCUAAAUGAACAUGAUGAUGUACAGUAUGUAAAAGAAGUUCUUCAAUGAUGAGAUUUUUUACAAGCCUCCAUUUCCCAUAAGUAGAGCUUGCACAAUAAUACAUCGAAGCGUCUCACGCCUACUCUAUUGGCAAUGAUCGUCGACGGUAAAUUGAUCGACGGUAAUUUGAGCGAACGGAAAUUUGUUCGAAUCUUUUUUAAAAGUUUUUACGUUAAAAUUUCGCUUCAAAUUUCUUUUUGAACGCAUUAUUUUGUUUUACUAUACAGUGUAAAGCGCUCAAAAAGAAAUGUGAUGAAAAUUUUAACGUGUGAACUGAAGAAAAGUUUCGACCAAAUUUCCGUUCGAUCACAUUUCCGUUGAUCAAAUUUCCGGUAACCGACAAUGAUUUUGCUGUAACACGUUUUUUUUUGUUUUUUUUAUCAUUAAGAGCUAGUCAAUGUACUCAAUGGAAUAUGGCCACACAUUUUGAGACGCAACGAGAAGACAUCUUGGCAUCUCAGCCUGAUCCUUUUUUUUUUUCUUUAUUUGAUGACCAGGUAUAGACGAAUGUGCCAGCUCGCCUUGCCUCAACGGCGCGUGCGUCGACAACAUCGGGUCCUUCCGGUGCAUGUGCUUCCCAGGGUACAAGGGGCGGCUGUGUGAGACUGGUACGUAUCUGAGGACGUGACCGUUCUAUGGUAACGUAAACAGUCAAUCGGUCACUCGAGGAUGUGUUACCCACCAUUAGGGGCGACCGAGAUGUUGCUCUAGGCGCCGUGGUUAAAAUUACUGCAGGUCGUCUCUUUUGGUUCUUUGUGGUGAAUUGGUUCUGUGUGGUGAAAGUGGUCCUGUGGGGUGAAGUGGUUUUGUGGGGUGAAGUGGCCCUGUGGGGUGAAGUGGUUCUGUGGGGUGAAGUGGUUUUGUGGGGUGAAAGUGGCCCUGUGGGGUGAAGUGGUUCUGUGGGCUGAAGUGGUCCUGUGUGGUGAAUUGUCCUGUGUAGUGAAGUGGUCCUGUGUGGUGAAGUGGUACCGUAUGUUGAAGUGGUCCUGUGUGGUGAAGUUGUACCGUGUGGUGAAGUGGUCCUGUGCAGUGAAGUGGUACCGUGUGGUGAAGUCGUCCUGUGUGGUGAAGUUGUACCGUGUGGUGAAGUGGUCCUGUGCAGUGAAGUGGUCCUGUGGGGUGAAGUGAUCCUGUAUAGUGAAGUGGUCCUGUGUAGUGAAGUGGUACCGUGUGGUGAAGUGGCCCUGUGUAGUGAAGUGGUCCUGUGGGGUGAAAGUGGCCCUGUGUAGUGAAGUGGUCCUGUGGGGUGAAAGUGGCCCUGUGUAGUGAAGUGGUCCUGUGGGGUGAAAGUGGUCCUGUGUAGUGAAGUGGUACCGUGUUGUGAAGUGGUAUGCUGUGGGGUGAAGUGGUUCUGUGGGGUGAAAGUGGUCCUGUGUGGUGGAAGUGGUCCUGUACGGUGAAGUGGUCCUGUACGGUGAAGUGGUCCUGUAUGGUGAAGUGGUCCUGUGUGCUGCACUGGUCCUGUGUUGUGUUUUGAUCCUAUAUGUGAUCAACCGGAGACAAACGCCCCGUCUAGAGCCAAACACUUGUUAACGAUCCAAUUGUACACUGAAGUUAAGCUAUUCCAAUCUCUAAUCAAGUAAUCUGUUAUGAGAAAUCGUACCUAGUCUACACAUCUCACAUCUGUAUCUUCUCUCGCCGGCUCCUGUUUGAAUACCUUCAGUAAGGACCUAAAUGUGUUGUAUGACCUUAUGAUCAACAGAGGUGGACCAGUGUGACAGCUCCCCCUGUCACAACGGCGGCACGUGCAUACAGCCGGCCCCCGGAAGCUACACGUGUGACUGCCGCCGUGGAUUCAGGGGCGUGGCCUGUGAAACCGACAUUGAUGAAUGCCUGUCGCUGAGCCCUUGUCAACACGGAGGGACCUGCUCACAGGGGCCGCCCGGGACCUACACGUGUACAUGCCGAGAAGGAUAUACAGGUUUGUUAUGCUGGAUUGAGGAGGGAGGGGGUGGGGUUGAAUGUUCACCGCAGGUGUCCCAGGUUCCAAUCAACGGAAGCUGAAACAGGGAAUUGGUGUCUUGUCUUUUAUUUAAUUGGCAUGUCUAUGAGUAAAGGUUGUUGGCUUUAACCCAGUGGUCGGCACAUUGUGGCUAUUUAACGACCUGAGUGCGGCUCGGCCAGUCGGCCACACACCGGGUUUAACUCCGAAAAACAUGGUUCUUGACAGUUCUUGACAGGUUCUUAAAAAGAAAUGUGGCUUUCAAAAAAUUUUUAUCGUCAAGCUGCUGAUUUUCGGCUCUUUUGACUAAUCCAUUUGCCGACCAUUGGUCUAACCACAUCCAUUUGCCGACCAUUGGUCUAACCACAUCCAUUUGCCGACCAUUGGUCUAACCACAUCCAUUUGCCGACCAUUGGUCUAACCACAUCCAUUUGCCGACCAUUGGUCUAACCACAUCCAUUUGCCGACCAUUGGUCUAACCACAUCCAUUUGCCGACCAUUGGUCUAACCACAUCCAUUUGCCGACCAUUGGUCUAACCACAUCCAUUUGCCGACCAUUGGUCUAACCACAUCCAUUUGCCGACCAUUGGUCUAACCACAUCCAUUUGCCGACCAUUGGUCUAACCACAUCCAUUUGCCGACCAUUGGUCUAACCACAUCCAUUUGCCGACCAUUGGUCUAACCACAUCCAUUUGCCGACCAUUGGUCUAACCACAUGGAAAAACACAAUAAUGUUUUUAAAAAAAAUGUAUUCGUCUUUUAAAAUAAAUCAUGUCAUUUUCAUUUGCGUCCCAUCAUAUAUGUUUGAUUAACAUGUUAGCCUACAGAUAGUGGUGGCAGCUGAGUCCAGUGUUAUACAGCAGGCUGUUACUAAAUUACAAUAUGGGUCUGUGCACGUAUAAUAUAACGGCAUGUUCUCACAGUGGGUGGGGCACCCAGCAAUCUAAAAUAAUAAUAAACAAUGUUAUGUGGAAAGAUUUAUUUUAAAAAACGUGUGUGGAGGGGCAAAGGAAAGUGUUUGUAAUUUUUACAGGGUGGCCAAUAUAUCAGUUUUGUUGAUGCAAUACUUUAUGUGGAAUUCUAGACGUGUACUAAAUGACAAAAUGUAGAAAAUAUACACAGUGUAGGAAGACGGGGGGGGGGUGUCGCCCUGGGAGACACGUCUGUGGGUUUUUUUUUUGUUUUUUUGGGGGUGGGAUUUCUGCCCACUUCAUCUACUGUUUNUCUGUUUUGUUUAUUCAAUUAUUUAUGUGGAAUUCUAGACGUGUACAAAAUGACAAAAUGUAGAAAAUAUACACAGUUUAGGAAGACGGGGGGGGGGGUGUCGCCCUGGGAGACACGUCUGUGGGUUUUUUUUUUGUUUUUUUGGGGGUGGGAUUUCUGCCCACUUCAUCUACUGUUUGUGGCCUGCGUUUGAUGUUUAUUCAGUACGCUUUACGAUUUUCUUGAGUUAUGCAUGGGAACAUUGAAGACCACCGCAGGUGUCACAAACUCUAGCUACACUACUGAAUAUAGUCUAUAUUUUUUUAUACUAAUUUAUUUUAUUAUUAUUUUUUCUUUUUUUUUGUGGAGAAAACUUCACUUCCAGAAAUUAAAAAAAAAAUAAUGACACACUUUCUCUCGACGCUGAUCAGGUGUUGACUGUGAGUCGGAUUUAGACGGAUGUGACCCUAACCCAUGUCAAAAUGGUGGACAGUGUAUUCAACUUGGUACAGGAUUUCAAUGCCACUGUAGGGAAGGUAAGCUUGUUAAAAUUGACAAUUUGAGUAAAUUAGGCUACCAGGCUAUUGUUGGGACUAAUACCCAUGACGUCAUUUGCGUGUUUGUUUAAAAUUUGUGCAGGAGUCAUUACCCUUUGUUCAUUUUAUUAUUAGCGGAAGUACUGAUGACAUGUUUCUGUUUAAAAUUUUAAUUGGUUGAUUAUUUAUAAUUUUAAAUUAUCAUUGGUUGGCUAAUUAUAUUUAUUUGCGCCACCAUCUUUUCAACAUGUUAGCCUAAUGCCGGCAGUUGUGCUCCAAUUAUUUGUACAUAUUUUUUUUUUAUUUGGAACUACCGGAACCUGUAAUAAAGUGUGUAAAAGUGUAUUUCAUGAAACUGUAAGUUGGUUUUUAAUUAUUUCUUGGUUUUUGGAUUAUUUUUGGCUUCUUUUUUGCCAUUUUUAUGGUUUUUUGUUCAUUUUCAAAUUCCAUGUGUUUUUACGGCUAACCGUUGCUGCUUACUUGUUGAGUUGUGGCCUUAGACUUUGGGUUAGGUUCAUGGGCGCCCGCAGGUAGGGGCAAGGUAGGGCACUUGCCCCCCCCCCUGGAUUGAUUGGAUAAAAAAUUUUUAGACAAAAAUAGACAAAAAAUGUAUUAAAGUAAAGAGAAAAUAAAGAGAAAGUAACUAAGCUGAUGUCCUGUCCGUUGCCGUUCGUUCACCAUAUAAAUACGCUACAGUAAAUUAAAACUACAUUCAAACAUUACUAAAAAAAAUCCCCCCCCCUCCCCCCCCCGGAAAGUUUUCUGCGGGCGCCUAUGGUUAGGUUUAUGGAUCAACUGUUUUCUUAUUUCAUUUUUUUUUUUUACAUUGGGGAGGGAUUCUGGGGAGGGGUGACCCCUCCCCAGAUAAUUUUUUGUUUCUGAUUUUGGUAUUUAAAGUGGGGGAGGGUCUGGGGAGGUCGGAGGGGGGUCUCCCCUCCCCAGUCGUUUCAUAACACAUGUUUUGCACUACAUUUUGGCCGCCAUCUUGGUUGACACUUCACGUGGAGCGUCAACUAAGAUGGCGGCCAUGAUGGGAAACCCCGGGUAUCAAUCUCAACAUUUACCACUAAUACAAUAAUAAGGCUAAGAAAAGAAGGUGUUUGUAACUUGUCACGACUUGUGUUUAUUUUGUUGUUUGAAAAUGAAAUACUUCUACCAUUCACAUUCCCUAGGUUACUUUGGUGGCACGUGCGACUCUGAGUUCAAUGUGUGUGUCAACAACCCUUGUGGUCAAGGCGUCUGUCAGCCGUUGGGCCAAGGACAGUAUCAGUGCGACUGUGGUGCAGGUGUAGUCGGUGUGAGCUGUGAGCAUCUGGCUGAUCCAUGCCAAUCUCUGCCAUGUGACAAUAACGGAACGUGCAUCAGAGAGCCAGGAGGUAGUAAGUUCAAGUUAAUGGGGGGAAAAACUCAUUUUAUUCAAUUGCUUUUUACUAUUAAUAAUUAAAUUUUAGAAACCAGAACAUUGGUAAUUACCUCUAAAGUGUUACAUUUUCUUUUGUGACUUUUUUUGCCAAAUAAAUAUAUAUCGACAGUGGUUUAAAAGGAAGAUGACUGCAACUAAAGCUAAUUGCAACUAAAUAAAACAAAAAUCUGCCUGCAUGCUGCUAAAAAGUCUAACUUACACUUAAAAUUCAACUAUUUAGCCUUCCUCUCCCUAUUUAAAGCCCCUAAGAUAAACUCCCUAACAAAACACUGCACACAUGCCUAACCACGAAACAGAAAAACAAGCCCAACUCAAGUUUAUUGAAUGAUUUUAAAACAAAACUCUAGCUUAACAACACAUCUUCAUUAAAACAUGAAAAAUGUCCAACUGUUGAGUACAUAUGAUAUGUAUUAUUUAUUUAUUAUGAACCUGUUUGUGUCUUUAUAACUCAGAUCAGAUAGCAGUUCAUUUAAACUGGACAAUUGUUAUAGCAUAUACAGCUUAGUUUUGACUAGCCUUUCAUUAUGCAUAUUCAUAGUCUAAUACAUAGAGACUAUACAAAGUUAAACAUGAAGGAAGGUUGCUGGUUCCCAAAGAUCUCUUGGUAAGAAAAUAACUAUUCCAAAAUGAAAGCAAAGUUAAUUAUCAUAAAGUGAAAAACAGAAUUAAUUGAUUUUUAGUAGACCUUUAACCCCUUUUUAUAGAGCUACCUUUAGCCCCUUUUUAUAGCACUGACCUUUCACCCUUCUUGAGAAUCGUCUUACUUCGUCUUGUUUCCAUGUGAGUGUAUAGCAUAUAGUUUGUUGUUUUCUGUAGGAUCAUUUCGAUGUGUUUGUACCAGCGACUACACAGGGACAUCAUGUGAACAAAAGUUGCCCAACUGCCAGGUUGAUAAAGCUGUGUCUUGUAGGAAUGGUGGAACUUGCAACAGGAACAGCUACGGCCAAGAGGAAUGUCUCUGUACAGCUGGUAUGUCUUGGAAAAGUUUAAUGGUUUUCGUUCUUUUUGCAAUGUACUUUUCUUCCACUAUAUAAGCCUAUAUAUAAUAUAACAUUUAAUAACAAACGUUGGUUUUUUUUUUAUAUUCAAACCAACAUCCUGAUCAGAAAUGACAUUUUGUUUCUAUUUUUCACUGUUGAGCCAUGACAUUUUCCCUACUCAGGUUUCAAAGGUGCCACAUGUGAGCAGACCACAGAUCCAUGCUACGCACAGCCGUGCGAGAACAAUGGAACUUGCAGAAAUAUCCGUACAAAUUCCAAUCUCUAUCUUUGUGACUGUCUACCUGAAUAUUCUGGUGCAAACUGCCAAUUUCAUAGUAAGAUAUUUAAAUCCUGACAUUUUGAACAUUUUUCAAUGCCCACAGGCAGGGUCAUUCAUAAAAAGAGUUGUAAAAAAAAGAGUUGAACCAUUUCCCACGGUAUUUGAAGAUUUUUUUAAACAUAAUCUAGUUUUAAAUGAAACAAAAAUGUUCUUUUGUUCAAACAGUUAAUCAAGGAUUGCAUUUGACACCAUAUCAAGCCUUGCAUUUGACACCAUAUCAAGCCUUGCAUUUGACACCAAAGCAAGCCUUACAUUUAACACCAUAUCAAACCAUGCAUUUAACACCAAAUCAAGCCGUACAUUUAACACCAAAUCAAGCCGUACAUUUAACUUUUCCAGUGAUUGCUUAUUGUUAUUUAGUUAUUCAUUUAAACCCAAAAAAAUAUUUUGAACUAACAAGUCUCCACUUUAAUUUAGCUCAGUGGUUCUAAAAAUGUUAAGUCUGAGGAACCCCAAGUAAUUUUAGUUUUUUGGGGAUUGAUAAGUACUUUAUAUGAAAAAUCAAUCUUCAUUUCAGACACAACUGGCAUUUCAACAAAUGGAGGUCUGAUCAUAUUUGGAGGGAGGGUCAAUCCUAUACUACUGUUUUCCAUCCUUGGGAUUCUAGUUACCCUAGGGGCCUUGGUGGGAACCUCUGCAUUAAUCAUUAGGAAAAGACAAGCCCGGAAACCACAUGAUUUCUGCUUCUCUCUGCCAUCCAUUUACUACCAAUACUUGGACCAAUAUGGAAGCAUCGCAAGCUCUGGCAGAUUUCAACAUGGCGCCACCAUCGAUUCAGAUGAGUUUCUGCACAGCACCACAGAACUGCGAUACUAAACAAAUCUGGUUCAGCUCAAGAUGAAGUCCUGACUAUGAAAUGUAAAGGGUAAUUAAAAAGGAUUAAUUGUCAUAGACCUGAAUUCCAAACAUGUCACUAAAAUCUAUCUGUCAUUGAAAAUAUAUUUUUAAGACAGCAUCAAGUCAGUAAAAUGCAUGCUAUUUAUUAUUAGUAUUAUUAAUGCAAACUGACGCAAUUAUUGUAUUCCUUGAAAUUCAUCAUGGAAACUCAGGAAACAAUGCUUCAAUUAUAGAAGUUAUUUAAAGUUCAACAAUUCAUCACUAAAUAUAAAUGUUACUUUUUCAUCAAUGAAUUUUAUAUUGUGCACCUUCACAAAAUUACAAUUUUAUUAUUGUGUCAUAAAAGCGCCAUGGUUGAGUUAGCUGGUAUUAUCUAUGUUUGUGUUUGAGCAUGUGAUCAUUGUUUCUGAACAUAGUGUGACUGAUUCUGCAUGUAUGUCUCCCCCCCCUCCCCCCCCCCCCAAAUUCACUAACUAUGAUUAAGUUGCAUAUAGUUGUUCUGCUGUUAGAGUGAUGUUGUACAUUUUUGUGUUUGAGCAUGUGGUCAUUGUUUCUGAACAUAGUGUGACUGAUUCUGCAUGUAUGUCUCCCCCCCCCCCCCCCCCCCCCAAAUUCACUAACUAUGAUUAAGUUGCAUAUAGUUGUUCUGCUGUUAGAGUGAUGUUGUACAUUUUAUCAUUUAGAGACUAACCAAUUUGUGUGUUGUUGUUCUAUUUAAUUUGUAUGACUUAUUAAAUUUAAUUACAUUUGAACAGAUUCAACUUAUAAGUUUUAUAGUUUAAUUCUAUUCAUCUAUCAUUGGCUUGACAUUUUAUACAGUAAUUUAUAGGAUACCACUUCAACAAUCUUUUUUUGAUAGUGUUUUACUGUCCACCUUCAUCAACACAAGUACAAUUCUAUAUGAUGCAUUAAUAAAAUAAUUAAAUCGGUGUAAUGU
Molecule: messenger RNA, 9624 nt
Organism: Lymnaea stagnalis (great pond snail)
Lineage: Eukaryota; Metazoa; Mollusca; Gastropoda; Lymnaeidae
Source: the annotation of a GenBank genome assembly